Eptesicus fuscus (big brown bat) is the source of this 459-nucleotide messenger RNA. It is a transcript of the gene ATOH7, whose product is annotated as atonal bHLH transcription factor 7. Gene Ontology annotation, biological process: regulation of DNA-templated transcription; neural retina development. The record is from RefSeq and is a predicted model, not a curated record. Gene Ontology annotation, molecular function: protein dimerization activity. Bases 1 to 459 code for a protein of 152 amino acids. NCBI's taxonomy places the organism in Eukaryota, Metazoa, Chordata, Mammalia, Chiroptera, Vespertilionidae. The transcript has a single exon.
AUGAAGUCCUGCAAGCCCGGCAACCCCGCGGCCGGGGCGCGCGCGGGGACCCCGUGCGCGGCGGGCGCCGAGUGCGCGGGCGCGUGCGCCGGGGCCGGGCGGCUGGAGAGCGCGGCGCGCCGGCGGCUGGCGGCCAACGCGCGCGAGCGGCGCCGCAUGCAGGGGCUCAACACGGCCUUCGACCGGCUGCGCCGGGUGGUGCCGCAGUGGGGCCAGGACAAAAAGCUGUCCAAGUACGAGACGCUGCAGAUGGCGCUGAGCUACAUCAUGGCUCUGACCCGCAUCCUGGCGGAGGCCGAGCGCUUCGGCUCGGAGCGGGACUGGGUCAAUCUCCACUGUGAGCACUUCGGCCGCGACCCCUACCUCCCGUUUGCGGGCGCGAAGCUGCCGGGCGAGAGCGAGCCCUACGGUCCGAGGCUCUUCGGCUUCCAGCCCGAGCCCUUCCAGAUGGCCAGCUAG